Molecule: messenger RNA, 529 nt
Organism: Colletotrichum destructivum
Lineage: Eukaryota; Fungi; Ascomycota; Sordariomycetes; Glomerellales; Glomerellaceae
Exons: 1
Coding region: 204-512 (102 amino acids)
Source: RefSeq, a predicted model, not a curated record
UCCACCCCAUCUUCACAUGCUCAAACCUGACAUCUCGCCAGCUGGCAGUAGAAACAUGACAACUGGUACCGGUCCGUAGGCGCAUCAUUAUCUCGAAAAAUAGCGGGUUUCGGACUCGGAACCGGCCCCCGGCAAACGUCCCCCCGCCCCCCCUCGGGCCGCUCCCUCCCACCUUCCCUCGGCCUGAACGCAUCAACACCACCAUGUCCUCCUCCUCCUCCUCGUCCACCCCGCUCCUCCGCCCACCCUCUACGCGCACGCUCUGGAUUGCCGACAAUUGGACCUCGAUCUUAGGCGGCACCGUCCUCGUCCACCUCGCGCACUACCAGUACCUCACCCGCGUCCGCACCCCGAACCCGAACCCCCUCAAGAAUGCCCGCUUUUGGGCUGUAGCCGGUGGCGGAUGGAUGCUCUCCUACCUCGGCAUCAUCACCGGAAUCGCCGUCGCUCAGGCAAAGGUUAACCACUACCGCGACCCCGAGUCCAGUUUCCUCUACGCCGACGACCGCUGAUCUCGGCAUACCUCUUU